GCUGGGUUUUCGCGCAUGCGGACUUGGGCGGGCCGCGGGCCCGGCGUGUUCCGGGUGGGCUCUGCGCGGCAGCAUGUGAGUGCGGGGCCGGGGCCGGGGGCCGGGGCCGGGGCGGGAUGGAAGCCGGGAGGGUCGGGUCCGGUCGGGUCCGCGCUGACUGUCCGGUCUCUCCCCAGGCAGGCCGCCCUGGAGGUGGCGGCGCGGCACUGCCGCGGCGAGAUGGAGCAGUACGGGCGCUGCGUGGCCGCCAGCCCCGCCACCUGGCAGCAGGACUGUCACCAGCUCAAGCUCAGCAUGGCCCGCUGCGCCUCCUCCCACCCAAUUGUGCAGAAGAUCCGCCAGGACUGCGCUGAGCCCUUCACUGCAUUUGAACAGUGCUUGAAACAGAACCAGGCCUCCGUGAUGAACUGCACGGAGCACGUCAACCAGUUCCUGAUGUGUGCCGAGCAGGUGAAGCUGAUGACUUAAGGGGAUACUGAGAACGUUCACCUUCAGGUAUGAGACAAACUUUCCCAGUUGUGGAGCCUCAUUCUAAUGGUUCCUGGGAGAAAAUACAGCAUGAUACAAGUCCCCACACUCUGGCUUCCAUCAGUUUCUGGUCAUAUGCACCUGAACAACUGGAUUCACAGCAGAACAUCAGAAUGUUUCCAAUCUCUUGGCAUUUGUCAGUAUGCUGUUAGUGCUGCCUCUUGUCUCUGCUGGUCACACAGCCCUGAACAGCACCAUUAAUUAAUAAGCUACAGAAACUGUAUUAAAGUGACAAUAAAGACUCGACUCUGCACUGAGAUUGAAGGCUGAAAUUGUUCCUUAACUUGUCCUGUUUACUGUAACAUGUAUUCUUUCUUACUUCCUGCAAUAUUUAGGCACAUUAUUUCUGCGCCCCAAUAAACUAAUUCUUAAAGACUAAA
Molecule: messenger RNA, 908 nt
Organism: Dermochelys coriacea (leatherback sea turtle)
Lineage: Eukaryota; Metazoa; Chordata; Testudines; Dermochelyidae
Gene: CHCHD5
Product: coiled-coil-helix-coiled-coil-helix domain containing 5
Exons: 3
Coding region: 16-468 (150 amino acids)
Source: RefSeq, a predicted model, not a curated record